UAUUUUAAAAGCGGUAUCGAUAAAAACCCAGUGUUUUGUUGGGUCAUUUGUUGUUUCCUCUUGAUACAAUCAAUGAUACGUUCUAGUCAUGUUAUUUUGUUUAACAAGAGUCUUGUUAAAGAGAAGCUAUUUACGCUGCGAGUAUGAUCAAAUUAUUAACAAUCGCUAUUGGAGUAAUUGGAGUUGUUACUGGGGAUGUAAAUUCCGCGUUUUGGGAUGCAGAGAUCGUUCCCGAUCUUUUGGAUACUCCACCAACAGAUGAGUUAGAAGUUAUUUACCCAGGAGAAAAAAAAGUUUCUUUAGGUGAAAAAUUGACGCCGACUGAGGCCAAAGAUCCUCCAGAAAUUCAUUACAAACAUGAAGAAGGAACAUUUUAUACGCUAAUUAUGUCAGAUCCCGACAUACCCAGCCGCAGUAACCCGACAAUGCCGGAAUUCUUCCACUGGACAGUAGUGAACAUCCCAGAAGACAAAAUAUCUCAAGGAGAGGUCGUAGUCGGGUACUUAGGCCCCGGACCCCCUAAAGACUCCGGGUUCCAUCGGUACAUACUCGUGGUUUAUAAACAGCCGAAGAAACUCACUUUCGACGAACAGCGUAUCUCCGAAACUGAAGCAAUUGGCCGACCAAACCAGUCUAUGAAGAAGUUUGCUAAUAAAUAUCAACUUGGUGCUCCAAUCGCUGGGAGUUUUUACGAAGCCGCUUACGACGAUUAUGUUCCGCUGCUUUACAAAAAAAUUGGGCUUUAAUCAACAAUUAUUUAUUAUUACUAGCAACCUUCCAGUCACUAUGUGACUGCCGUGACUUGUGAAC
This is a messenger RNA of Cotesia glomerata, 810 nucleotides long. RefSeq names its product protein D2-like. The transcript is spliced from 4 exons. NCBI's taxonomy places the organism in Eukaryota, Metazoa, Arthropoda, Insecta, Hymenoptera, Braconidae. The record is from RefSeq and is a predicted model, not a curated record. The coding region runs from base 144 to 746 and encodes 200 amino acids.